AUGCCAGGCCGAACAAAACAGAAGUAUCCCGUGUCGAUACCCGAACUCAGCGAGACCGAGAUAAAACUGCUAAUUGAAGCCCUCCAAACAGACACUCCGCAAAGUAUCUUCACCCAAAAUGCAAAAACCUACGUUGAACAUACUCAUACUGCUAUCAGGUCGCUGCCUCCAAGUCUGCGUGCAAAAAUCGGUAUCCACCUCAUCCCCACCCCUGCCUUCUUUAGCACUGCAGCCCUAUGCAGCGUCCACAAGGGCCUUAACAAGUACAUCAUUAGCCAUUUUAUCCGGAUGAUCAAGCGCGAAGUCAAAGGACACUUGGGCAGUCUCACUGAAUACACCUGGGAGCCUCCAAAGCCAUACCUUGACGUCGUGAUAUGCACACUACGGUCACUUGCGGGUAUGUGGUGCUCUCCGUCUUCGUCUGGAGAUACCAUUUGUCCCAAGAACCCAGUCCCAUACCAGGCCAAUAAGUGUGAAGCAUGUAUGAUGGCUCGGAUACUCAUGGAUCAAAAGUGUGUACAGUAUCUUCGCGCAACAGUCCUCAGCCGAAUAAGAACGACAUGUAACUACCGAGCCCCAAAGUUACGCCGCGUCACCGACACAAUCAUCAGGACGUAUGACAAAGGACAGCAACAGGAGAUCAUCAUGUCCAGUUCAAAGAUCGCUUUCGAGUUGAAACGGGCCCGAAAGGAAGCACAUCAUAUCAAAACCGGACACCUACGUGGGAAUCUCAAGGACAAACAUGAAUAUCUUUCUCAGCCACGGUCCAGAUCCCUUGAUGAUGAUGAUGCUGAUAGCCCUGACUGUCGACCCGUAAGCUCAAUAACAGUCGACUUUUGCAUGAUCCAAGAGGCACCUCCGCCGGAAGAGAAAGCAAUCGGCCCACAGGAGAUGGGUCAAUUCUCCCAAAAUCAUAGUCAGCCCAUAGAUCUACACGAAACCGAGAAUGCGAGCCACACAACGGGAUUCUCAUUGUCCGAUGACUUAUUCAUGAGUCCAGAAGAAGCCGCGUUUGCAAAUAAUCCCGAAAACGAAGAAGAGAGACAACAGGACAUCCUCUUGGAAAUCAUCGAGUCCUACAUGGACCUUCGAAAUUCAUCGCUCAUCUCUCCCCAAAGCGCUUCUGCCUUGGCCCAACCUUACAUCAUCUCACCCCUGUCACCAAGAAAGAAUGAUUACCCUACUUUUCUCCACAUGGGAACGGGAGCAAAGAACGAAUACGACUCCAGGGACACGAUCAUCUCCCGACUGCGAACGCCACCAAGGCAUGGCGUUGACUGGGACCCAUUUCUCAAGAGAGGGAAAAUGGGCAGUCCCAUGGACAAGCUGAUUUCGCAAAUAGGGCAUCUGCUUGAUGAGCAAGAUGGGCUUGGUUCAAGGACCGCUUCUGAACGGGCCGAAUCAUACAUUGCUAUUAUUCCCGAGCGAGGAGAAGUCUAUACCACUGAUGGAGACGAUGAAGCGGCCAUAGAGCGGAGACGUGAACCCUCAGAUUCAAUAUGGCAGUCGACAAAUGGUAUUUGA
Aspergillus calidoustus is the source of this 1524-nucleotide messenger RNA. The record is from the annotation of a GenBank genome assembly. NCBI's taxonomy places the organism in Eukaryota, Fungi, Ascomycota, Eurotiomycetes, Eurotiales, Aspergillaceae.